GCCUGCCACCCUGCAUCGCUCAGGCACCCUCUCCUCUGCAAAGGCAGUGGAAGCUGGGGGAGCCUUGCAUACUGGUCUUCCUGGAGCUGCAGACGAGGAGCCCCACGCCCUCGGGAGCCUCUCAGCGGCUUCCCCUCAUCCGCACGGCUGUGCGGGCUCUCCCAGCCACCCCCAGCUCGCCCUCAAUCCCUCCCUCCAGCCCAGCCGGCCGGAGCGCGCACACCGGGGCUCCAGCACGUGGGCGCGCGGGAGGCGGCGGCCGCUGCUGCCGCUGCCGGAGCCCAAGCCCCAGCCUGCGAGAUCGCCCUCCAUGCUGCGGGCUCUGCAGCCGCCUUCUGCUCAGCCUCUGGCCCAAGCCCAGCGGGGCGAGCCGGCGAAGCAGCGGAGGGGAGGGGGACACAGUCAGGAGGAGGGGCACGGCGUGCUCGGGCAAGCUGGGCUCUGAGCAAGGGGCGCCCGCAGCCGGGAGGAGGCAGCCCAGCUCUCUCGCUCAGUCUCUGCUCCAGCCACUGCUGAGGGUUCCAGGCAGUGCGAUGCCUCUCCUCUCCUAGGCGGCAGCCAGCGGAGGCUUCCCGUAGCUGUUCGGCCCACUCCAGCCCCUAUUCCACGGGUGAGUCUCUUGUCUAUCCCGACGCGCCCAGCCACUGGAGCCUGAGCGAGCGCAAAGUCCGAAGCCCGCCCCCAGCGCCACCAACUUCCCUGGGAGCCCCUCUCCCAGCAGCAGCCUGCGCCAGCCUUGGGAGCGAUGCGCCCCCAGCCGGGCGGUGCUCCCUCUGCCAACUCGCCACCCAUGGGAUCGACUGCCCUGGGCUGCCCUGCUUGGAGCGUGUAGCCUUAGCCGCGUGGCUGGAAAGAGGAGCAAGACACCCAAGGCGUUUCGUAGAUCCCUCGUGCGUCAGUCUGCUGGGGUCCCCUGCGGGGGCGGCAUCAAUACCCAAGGGAAAGAAAGUAGGCUCGGCAGAUUUCCUCUAUAGACUUGUUGAGACGAUCGAUAUUUCCUGGCUGCUUCUUGCUGUGAAGAAGACUGAAGCAACGUGAAAGAAACCUCCAUCCUCCGGGCUGUGGAGAAGGUGGUACUGGACCCCUGUGGAGGUUAAGAAAACUCUCUCUGGUGCUGGCCCGAGGGAAUGAUCUCAACUCCAAUGUCGCCCUGAGAUCUGCAUUCAAGACUCAGGAAGAUUAAGACCGCUAAGAUGCCUCAGGAACAGUACACACACCACCGGAGCACCAUGCCCAGCUCCGAGGGGCCACAGGUAUACAAAGUGGGGAUUUAUGGCUGGCGGAAAAGAUGCCUGUAUUUCUUUGUCCUGCUCCUGAUGAUUUUAAUACUGGUGAACUUGGCCAUGACCAUCUGGAUUCUCAAAGUCAUGAACUUCACAAUUGAUGGAAUGGGAAACUUGAGAAUCACAGAAAAGGGUCUCAAGCUAGAAGGAGACUCAGAAUUCUUACAACCUCUCUACGCCAAAGAAAUCCAGUCCAGACCGGGUAAUGCCCUGUACUUCAAAUCAGCCAGAAAUGUGACAGUGAACAUUCUCAAUGACCAGACUAAAGUGCUAACUCAGCUGAUAACAGGUCCAAAAGCCGUAGAAGCUUAUGGCCAAAAGUUUGAAGUAAAGACAGUGUCUGGAAAAUUGCUCUUUUCUGCAGAUAACAAUGAAGUGGUAGUAGGAGCUGAGAGAUUACGAGUUUUAGGAGCCGAGGGCACAGUGUUCCCUAAAUCUAUAGAGACACCUAAUGUCAGGGCAGACCCCUUCAAGGAACUAAGGUUGGAGUCCCCAACCCGGUCUCUGGUGAUGGAGGCCCCAAAAGGAGUAGAAAUAAACGCAGAAGCCGGCAACAUGGAAGCCACCUGCAGAACAGAGCUGAGACUGGAGUCCAAAGACGGAGAGAUUAAGUUAGAUGCUGCGAAAAUCAAACUACCUAGACUGCCUCACGGAUCCUACACGCCCACCGGAACGAGGCAGAAGGUCUUCGAGAUCUGCGUCUGCGCCAACGGGAGGCUAUUUCUGUCCCAGGCAGGAACCGGUUCCACUUGUCAGAUAAACACAAGUGUCUGCCUUUGAGAGACUAUCCACAGUGGACACUGUUGGCAGCAGAAGGCCUUUUUUUGGCUUUAGACACUGUCUGCCAGCUAUUUUUACUAGAACACAGAAAGCCUAUCAAAGACCUUUUGUGUGUGCGCCUGUGUGUGCGCGCGUGCGUGCGUGCGUGUGUGUACGCGUGUGGUUGCGUGUAUGGGUGGAUAUAAAUAUAUAUAAAUAUAUAUAAAUAAAUAUAUAUAUCCUCUGUAU
This is a messenger RNA of Pteropus alecto (black flying fox), 2291 nucleotides long. RefSeq names its product sarcoglycan delta (gene SGCD). Bases 1194 to 2063 code for a protein of 289 amino acids. The transcript has 10 exons. NCBI's taxonomy places the organism in Eukaryota, Metazoa, Chordata, Mammalia, Chiroptera, Pteropodidae. Gene Ontology annotation, cellular component: sarcoglycan complex; sarcolemma. The record is from RefSeq and is a predicted model, not a curated record. Gene Ontology annotation, biological process: heart contraction; cardiac muscle tissue development.